GCACUUCCGGUUUCCGUUUCCAAUUCGUCGUUGACCCUGACACCUCGGUCAACAACUUUCAUACAAGGCUAGGGCUAGGCUACACCAAUAUUUUUAUUUCGAUUUAGAUGCCCUGAGCAUCACAGAACUUUUAGAUAUGGCUGUGAAUAAAAGACCAUGGGAUCCAUGGAUGAUGUAUGACGCAACACCAGAGGAACUCCGAGCCAUCAAGGAACGUGGAAAAAUGAGACAAGCUUUGAGGUCGGAGUGGACAAAAAAAUUCACGAACCCUUGGAAAUCAAGUCACGAUGGUGGUUUUUUGUUUGAUCCCGCAGUGCAAAGAUUCAUUGCUCUGAAAGCUACCCAAGCAGAAAGGUUCAAGGGCACAUUCAGAUCUGCAGUUGUAUCCAGCAUUUUAUUUGUUUUGCCUGUAGCUAUUUUGAGUUACUCAACUAUCAGUAAGAAGGAAGAAAGAGAAAAACGCUUCCGAAAUGGUGAAGUCAUGUACAAAGACAGAGAAAGCAAAUUUUUCUAUUAGAUAGUGUUAUCAGUGCGAAUAGUUGUUUUUUUUGUGUGUGUGUGGGCGUUUGUAUGGAAGAGGAUUGCCGACCAAUGCUAUUAGUAGUUUGUGGAAGCAGUCUGUGCUUCUGAUUGGAGGAGAGUGUCACUAGUGUCAGUGUUUCUCUUGUAGAGGAACAGAAAUGAACUUGACAAGACAAGUAGCUGCAUGAUGCAAUUCUCAUCAGUCACUUAAGAAUCACCUCCCUUGAGAAUCACCUUGCAGAUGAAGCCAGUGAUCCAGAUAUGACUUAGUUUUCUCAACUCACACAAAAUGUUUUUCUGCUACAGGUUCUAGUUCUGUGUAAUGUGGAGAUUAAAAGACAGUUUGGCUAAAACUGUAAUGUCCAUGCAUCUAGUGGAAAAAAGUCUGCUUGAUUGAUGCACUUUUUGUGUUGGUCUUCUUUUGUUUUAUAAUAAACUUAAUUCUGACAGCCAUGAAUCAGGGCAA
Aplysia californica (California sea hare) is the source of this 988-nucleotide messenger RNA. RefSeq lists its product as uncharacterized. Gene Ontology annotation, cellular component: mitochondrion. The coding region runs from base 137 to 517 and encodes 126 amino acids. The record is from RefSeq and is a predicted model, not a curated record. NCBI's taxonomy places the organism in Eukaryota, Metazoa, Mollusca, Gastropoda, Aplysiida, Aplysiidae. The transcript is spliced from 3 exons.